Molecule: messenger RNA, 3240 nt
Organism: Girardinichthys multiradiatus
Lineage: Eukaryota; Metazoa; Chordata; Actinopteri; Cyprinodontiformes; Goodeidae
Gene: cat
Product: catalase
Exons: 13
Coding region: 93-1673 (526 amino acids)
Biological process (GO): response to hydrogen peroxide; hydrogen peroxide catabolic process
Cellular component (GO): cytoplasm; mitochondrion; peroxisome
Molecular function (GO): catalase activity; heme binding
Source: RefSeq, a predicted model, not a curated record
GGAAGAAUUUCUGUGGCAUCGAGGUAAACAGAUGACACUUUUCUCCAAGACACCCCCUUAGGAGUGAGUGGUCCUGACGGUAGCCUGUCGAGAUGGCGGAGAACAGAGAUAAAACUAGCGACCAGAUGAAGAUAUGGAAGGAGAAUAGAGGCUCUCAGAGACCAGAUGUACUGACUACAGGAGGUGGCCAUCCCAUUGGAGACAAGCUUAACCUGCAGACUGCCGGACCGAGAGGCCCUCUGCUUGUGCAGGAUGUGGUCUUCACAGAUGAGAUGGCCCACUUCGACCGCGAGCGAAUCCCAGAGAGAGUGGUGCAUGCUAAAGGCGCAGGGGCGUUUGGCUACUUUGAGGUCACUCACGAUAUUACUCGCUACUGCAAGGCCAAGGUAUUUGAACAUGUGGGGAAAACUACACCCAUUGCUGUCCGUUUCUCUACUGUGGCUGGGGAGUCUGGUUCAUCUGACACCGUUCGAGAUCCCCGAGGGUUUGCUGUCAAGUUUUACACCGAAGAGGGUAACUGGGACCUGACUGGCAAUAAUACCCCCAUUUUCUUCAUCAGGGAUGCAAUGCUUUUUCCGUCCUUCAUUCAUUCCCAGAAGCGCAAUCCUCAAACCCACAUGAAAGAUCCUGACAUGGUGUGGGAUUUCUGGAGUCUGAGGCCUGAGAGUCUGCAUCAGGUGUCUUUCCUGUUUAGUGACCGAGGUUUGCCUGAUGGCCACCGCCACAUGAACGGCUACGGUUCCCACACCUUCAAACUGGUCAAUGCUGAAGGCGAAUGUGUCUACUGCAAGUUCCAUUACAAGACUGACCAAGGAAUUAAAAAUCUGUCAGUGGAGGAGGCAGACCGCCUUGCAGCCACCAACCCAGAUUAUUCCAUCGGUGACCUCUUCAACGCAAUCGCAAACGGCAACUUUCCAUCCUGGACCUUUUACAUCCAGGUCAUGACCUUUGAACAAGCUGAGAAGUUCAAGUUCAACCCGUUUGAUCUUACUAAGGUGUGGUCGCACAAAGAGUACCCUUUGAUUCCUGUGGGCAAACUGGUCCUCAACAGGAACCCGGUCAACUACUUUGCCGAGGUGGAACAGCUGGCCUUUGACCCCAGCAACAUGCCACCAGGCAUUGAGCCCAGCCCUGACAAGAUGCUGCAGGGUCGGCUCUUUUCCUACCCAGACACACAUCGUCAUCGGCUAGGAGCAAACUACCUGCAGAUCCCAGUCAACUGUCCCUUCAGGACCCGUGUGGCCAACUACCAACGUGAUGGUCCAAUGUGCAUGUCUGAUAAUCAGGGUGGUGCUCCAAACUAUUAUCCAAAUAGCUUCACCGCCCCACAGACUCAGCCUCGCUUUGUGGAGUCCAGGUUCAGGGCUUCGCCUGAUGUUGCUCGUUACAACAGUGAAGAUGAAGACAAUGUGACACAGGUUCGUGCCUUCUACACCCAAGUGCUGAAUGAAGAGGAGCGCCAGAGACUGUGCCAGAACAUGGCAGGAUUUUUGAAGGAAGCCCAGCUCUUCAUCCAGAAACGAAUGGUGGAAAACCUAAAGGCUGUCCAUCCAGACUACGGGCACCAGGUUCAGACCCUACUCAACAAGUAUAGCGUGGAAGCCAAGAAGAACACAAACGUACGUGUCUACAGCCGUCCAGGAGCUGCCAUUGCUGCUUCCUCCAAGAUGUGAUGCCUUAGAUCUGCAGCCCCUCACUGCCCUGAGAGCAGAUCCACUUGCAUGGUUACCGACUGGUUCUGCCAAGAACAAAAUCCGAUUUAAUGUGCUAAUUACUGUCACAGAUGCGGAUGCAGUAGUGGUUAUGCUUGGUUUUGAUCCAUUGAAAACCAUUAAUCCUUUUUUGUUAUUUUCAGGGCAGGUAACCUUUAUGAGUUUCAUAGUUUGCAUUGAAUCCUGUAAAGUAAUACUGUUGUGAUUUGGCUGUAGGUUUCUUAAUUUGCCUUAAUAACUUGAUGUUAUUACCAUUUCAAUUUAAUUAAAUUAACCAACAAUAAUUGAUGUACAUUUUCUCCUACAUUGUAAUUAAAUAUAUUUGUAGCACCCAGGGGUGAAAGUGAGCCGGUACGGUCUGGUACUGCGUACAACUAGAAGAUUCUGCGCCGGUACGCAGUACCGGAAAGAGGGAAGAACAGGUCUGCUAUGAAGCCGUCAUCCAGAACCAGUUACGGCUGCAAAAAUUCACGAGCACACAAAGAAGAUCAGAUACGCUACCAAUAGGCAGUCUAAAACAUGACUUAAUCUGUUUAUAAAUAUAGCUUUUUUCCUCUCAUUCCAAAUAGUUUCUGAACUGUUCUGUUAUGCUGGAGCCUCAAUGCUCUUGUCUUGCUUCUCUCCCCUAGGAGUUCGAGGCUUUUGUGAACGGCCAGCCUGUAAAACGUGCACUACUACGUUUAAUGUCUGUCUGCUCGCUGCUAAAUACCCCAGUUAAAAGCAAAGGGAGAGUAGUUGUGUUUCAUGUUAUUUUGCUGAAUUACAACAACACAGUACAGUUCGAAAACACCGCUUAUGACCAGAGAUUUUGCAUACACUACACAAGAGCGCAUAAAAACAGAGCGGUUGCCAAGGAGAUCAGUGCGUUUGAUUUAACGGACUGGGAGAUUUUACACAGGUGGUGCAUAAAAAAACCGCUGCUUGCAUUAGGACAGGACGAACAAUAAAUCAUUUACCAUCUACAGACUUUUAAAUAAAAACCGCUAAAACAACCGAACUGUCAAAUGUUUUAAUUAAAAGAAAUCAAAACUUGAUCACAAUGCAGAGAAUAAUGACUUCUUUAUUCAAAAAAAAGACAGAAACUGAAGAUGAAAAGUUAUGCAUCAGAAACUGGUUUAUCAUUGUUUCAUACAUGGCAGGUCUUUAACAGUUGAAAUAUAUAUAUACACACACGCAUACUGUGUGUGUAUAUAUAUAUAUAUAUAUAUAUAAAAGGCCCCCAGUGCCUCCCCAGCCUCCAGUACCAGCAAGAAUUUAAAAGUACUUUCACCCCUGGUAGCUCCUAAAAGAAGUUAAAACUACAUUUGUUUUGAAAAGAUACGAUUUUUUUGCCUGGGCUGUACUCCACAGGAAAUGAUCAGUUGGUUUAACAGGAAAAACAUCUCUGCUAUUGGCAGGAAUUAUGUUUUUCCUGAGAACAAUGUUAACCUCUAGUUUGUUUAACUAAAAAUUGACUGAAUCCCUGACUCUUGAAUAUAAAUGCAAAAAUCCAUUAAUAUGUUUUCAAAUAAUAAAAUCCUUUAAAAUA